Staurois parvus is the source of this 4809-nucleotide messenger RNA. The record is from the annotation of a GenBank genome assembly. Lineage: Eukaryota; Metazoa; Chordata; Amphibia; Anura; Ranidae.
AUGGAGCAAGAAAUGACUCGACUACAUCGUCGGGUGUCUGAAGUGGAGGCUGUUCUCAGCCAGAAAGAAGUUGAAUUAAAAGCAUCUGAAACUCAGAGAUCUCUCCUGGAACAAGACCUGGCAACCUACAUCACAGAAUGCAGCAGUUUAAAGCGCAGCCUGGAGCAGGCCCGAAUGGAGGUUUCCCAGGAGGAUGACAAAGCUCUGCAGCUCCUACAUGACAUCCGAGAACAGAGCAGAAAGUUGCAGGAUAUUAAGGAGCAGGAAUUUCAAGCCCAAUUAGAAGAAAUGAAGCUGAUGAUGCACCAGUUAGAAGAAGACCUGGCUGUUGCACGCAGGCAUAGCGAUCUGUAUGAAGCAGAGCUAAGAGAGUCUAGAGCUGCUGUAGAUGAGUUUAAACGUAAAGCAACAGAAAGCCAUCAAAAGCUGCAGAAGGCAAAAGAUCAUGGUAAAGCUGAAGUAGGGGAACUGCAUUCAAAGCUUGAGAAGAUCAAUGCUGAACAACAGAACAAGAUUCAGGAGCUGCAAGACAAACUCACAAAGGCAGUAAAAGCCAGUACAGAAGCUACAGAAUUGCUUCAAAACAUUCGCCAAGCAAAAGAGAGAGCGGAGAAAGAGUUGGAAAAGCUUAAGAACAGAGAAGAUUCAAACGAUGGCAUCAAGAAGAAACUGUCUGAAGCUGAGGAGAGGCGCCUUUCUUUGGAAAACCAAGUCAGGAAACUGGAGAAUGUGGAACGACGAGAGAACAAGUUGAAGGAAGAUAUUCAAACUAAAUCUCAGCAAAUCCAGCAGAUGGCUGAAAAAAUAAUGGAACUGGAAGAGAAGUACAGAGAAGCUCAAAUGGGAGCCCAGCAUUUGGAUAUUCAAAUGAAGCAGAGUGAACAGGUCUAUGAAGAGAAAGUCAGAAAUUUUGAAGCACAAAUUAAGAAGGACUUUACAGAGAAGGAGUCUCUUGAGCAACUUCGAAUAAAAAAUGAAGAGGAAUCUUGCGAAAAGAAUAGAUUCCUCAGUGAACAGAAGGCAAUGAUCAAUGCAUUGGAGUCAAAGAUCAAGUCACUGGAACAAAGAUUAGCAGAACUAUCAGAAGCCAACAAAUUGGCAGCAAAUAGCAGCCUUUUUACACAAAGGAACAUGAAAGCUCAGGAAGAGAUGAUUUCAGAACUUAGGCAACAAAAAUUCUAUUUGGAGACCCAAGCUGGGAAAAUUGAGGCUCAAAAUCAGAAACUGGAAGAACAGCUAGAGAGGAUUAACAAUCAGGAACAUACUGACAAGACACGGCUUCUAGAGCUUGAGACGAGACUUCGUGAGAUUAGUCUGGAGCAUGAGGAACAGAAGCUGGACCUGAAGAGGCAGUUAACUGAACUGCAGCUGGCGUUACAGGAAAGGGAAUCUCAAAUUGCCUCCCUACAGUCUGCACGGUCUGCUCUGGAAAAUCAGCUACACCAAGCAAAAACUGAGCUGGAAGAAACCACUGCAGAGGCUGAGGAGGAAAUCCAAGCCUUAAGGUCACACCGAGAUGAGAUUCAACGCAAGUUUGAUACUUUGCGGGACAGUUGUACAGUUCUGACAGAUCUGGAAGAUCAACUGAACCGUAUGAGCGAAGAAAAUGCAGAGCUAAACAAUCAAAACUUCUUUCUGACCAAACAGUUGAGUGAUGUUUCAGAAGCUGCAGAGGAAAUUCUACAACUCCGAAGUGAAGUAGAUCACCUGAGACGUGAAAUUACAGAGCGGGAGAUGCAGCUCACUAGUCAGAAACAGACAAUGGAAGCCCUAAAAACCACAUGCACUAUGUUGGAGGAACAGGUAAUGGAUCUAGAAGCACUGAAUGAUGAGCUGCUGGAAAAGGAACGCCAGUGGGAGAGCUGGAGAAGUUCAUUAGAGGAUGAAAAGACUCAGUUUGAAUGCAGACUUCGAGAGGUGCAAAGAUUGCUGGAUAAUGAAAAACAGGGCAGAGUACGAGCUGAUCAACGUAGUACUGAGUCUCGCCAGAUGGUGGAGCUGGCAGUCAAGGAACACAAAGCAGAAAUUUUAGCACUUCAGCAAGCAUUGAAAGAUCAGAAACUCAAGACAGAAAGUUUGUCUGAUAAGUUGAAUGAUUUGGAGAAGAAGCAUACAAUGCUGGAAAUGAAUGCACGAAGCUUACAACAGAAAUUGGAGACUGAGCGUGAACUUAAGCAGAGGCUUCUGGAAGAGCAAGCCAAGUUACAACAGCAAAUGGAUCUUCAGAAGAAUCACAUCUUCCGUUUGACUCAAGGACUUCAGGAAGCCCUGGAUCGUGCAGACUUGCUGAAAACAGAGAGGAGUGACUUAGAAUAUCAACUUGAAAAUAUGCAGGUUCUUUAUUCUCAUGAAAAGGUGAAGAUGGAAGGAACAAUUUCUCAACAGACCAAGCUUAUUGAUUUCUUACAAGCUAAAAUGGAUCAGCCAUCUAAGAAGAAAAAGGGUUUGUUUGGUAGACGCAGAGAUGACCCUAUUCAAACUUCGCAGAUUCCAUUGCAGUACAAUGAACUAAAAGUAGCUCUGGAAAAAGAGAAGGCACGGACUGCAGAACUUGAGGAAGCUCUCCAAAAAACAAGAAUAGAACUACGAUCAGCCAGGGAAGAAGCGGCACAUCUCAAGGUGGUUGAGCACCCUGUUCCAUCUACGCCUGGUACAGCAAGACAGCAAAUUAUUAUGUCCGCUCUAGUUAGAUCUCCAGAGCAUCAACCAAAUGCAGUCAGUUUGCUAGCUCCUCCAUCCAGCAGAAGGAAAGAAUCUUCAGCCCCUGAAGAGUUUAGCCGCCGCCUUAAGGAACGAAUGCAUCAUAAUAUCCCUCACAGAUUUAAUGUUGGGCUCACAAUGCGAGCAGCCAAAUGUUCUGUGUGUUUGGAUACUGUGCACUUUGGGCGACAAGGUGCAAAAUGUUUAGAAUGUCAGGUCAUGUGUCACCCAAAGUGUUCCUCCUGCCUCCCAGCUACGUGUGGCCUUCCUGCAGAAUAUGCUUCACAUUUCAACGAGGCCUUCUGCAGAGAGAAAAUGAACUCCCCAGGGAUGCAGAUGAAGGAUGUAAACGGUUCUGUGCGACUGGAAGGCUGGAUGAAGAUACCAAGAAACAAUAAACGUGGGCAGCAAGGCUGGGACCGAAAAUAUGUUGUUCUAGAGGGAACAAAGAUUUUAUUAUAUGAUUCUGAAGUAAAAGAAGGCAGCCAGAGACCAUCUGAGGAGUUUGAACUUUGUCUUCCGGAUGGUGAUGUCACAGUUCAUGGAGCUGUAGGAUCUACAGAACUUGUUAAUACAGCCAAAUCAGAUGUACCAUAUGUGAUGAAGGUGGAGUCUCAUCCCCAUACCACCUGCUGGCCUGGGCGUACACUGUAUUUGUUAGCACCCAGUUUUCCUGACAAGCAGCGCUGGGUCACCACCUUGGAGUCUGUGGUUGCUGGUGGGAGAGUGUCCAGGGAAAAGGCAGAAGCUGAUGCGAAACUGCUUGGAAAUUCCCUUUUGAAACUGGAAGGAGAAGACCGUCUAGAUAUAAACUGCACUAUACCUCUCACAGAGCAGAUUGUUCUAGUUGGUGCAGAAGAGGGCUUGUAUGCUCUGAAUGUGCUAAAGAAUUCUCUAACUCAUAUCCCAGGAGUUGGGGCCGUGUUUCAGGUUCAUAUUGUUAAAGAGCUGGAUAAACUCCUACUAAUAGCAGGAGAGGAACGUGCUUUGUGUCUGAUCGAUGUGAAGAAAGUGAAGCAGUCCUUGGCCCAAGCACAUCUGCCAGCUCAGACUGAGAUAGCGCUCACAGUAUUUGAGGCUGUUAAAGGGUGUCAUCUGUUUGCAGCAGGAAAGAUUGAGAAUGGCUUGUGCAUUUGUGCAGCUAUGGUAAAUAAAGUUGUCAUACUGCGAUAUAAUGAAAGCCUUAACAAGUUCUGCAUUAGAAAGGAAAUUGAGACGUCCGAACCAUGCAGCUGUAUUUAUUUUACUGGCUACAGCAUCAUCAUUGGAACCAAUAAAUUCUAUGAGAUCGAGAUGAAGCAAUACACUCUUGAAGAAUUCCUGGAUAAAAAUGACCACUCUUUGGCCUCAGCUGUAUUUGCUUCUUCAUCGAAUAGUUUUCCGAUUGCUAUAAUGCAGGUGAACAGCACAGGUCAGAGGGAAGAAUACCUCCUCUGUUUUCACGAGUUUGGUGUUUUUGUUGAUUCUUAUGGAAGGCGAAGCCGAACAGAUGAUCUGAAAUGGAGUCGGCUGCCUCUUGCAUUCGCGUACAGAGAACCAUACUUAUUUGUUACACACUUUAACUCCUUGGAAGUGAUUGAGAUUCAGGGGCGUGCUGCUCUAGGUGCUCCGGCCAGGGCCCAUUUGGAUAUUCCAAAUCCACGAUAUCUGGGACCAGCGAUCUCCUCUGGUGCCAUUUACUUGGCAUCUGUUUACCAGGAUAAAUUGAGAGUAAUCUGCUGCAAGGGCAAUCUGGUAAAAGACAAUGCAAACGAUCUUCAUCGUGCACCGUCAACAACAAGGAGUCCAAACAAGAGAGGUCCACCUUCCUAUAAUGACCAUAUAACAAAGAGAAUAGCAGCUAGCCCUGUGCCAGGUGAGGUCCAAGGGCUAGUGCGGGAGCCUAGUACACCACACCGCUAUCGAGAAGCGAGAACUGAUAUGCGCAGGGACAAGUCUCCUGGGAGGCCUUUGGAAAGGGAGAAGUCUCCUGGGCGACUUCUGAGCACAAGAAGGGAAAGAUCACCUGGACGAUUGUUUGAGGACGCUGUUAGAGGCCGAGUAACUACAGGGGGAGCGAGGACUCCUCUCUCACAAGUUAAUAAGGUUUGGGACCAGUCUUCUGUAUAA